UGUUUCUGUAUGUGACUUGACACUUCUACAAAUCUGAAACUGCAGUACAAGGUUGUUCGACACAGUUUUUUCUCCGUCGUAGUGUUUAUGUAUUUGGGGAGCGAACAUUCAGACUGUGUUUAACUCCGGACUUGACAGCAGCAUCAUGGCGUCCGGAGGCCCCAUGAUGAACGGUGACAUCUCUCGUUCUACCAGUCAGUCUGGCACGCUGGAGGAAACCCUGCAGCAGAUGAACAACCUCAUCCAGGAGAACCGAGACCUGAAAGAGGCCCUGCGUCAGACCAACCUGAGGAUGAAGGAGCGCUUUGAGUGUCUGUCUGCGUGGCGGGAGAAGCACCGGGAGGAGCGGGACUUCCUGGAAACCAAGCUGGAGGAGGCUCGUGGCCGCAUAGAGGCACUGACCUGCCAAAACGAGGAGCUGAGUAAGAGGCUGGAGGGGGUGGAGAAGGCAGGAGGAGCUCCAGGAGGAUUGCAGGCAACAUCUACCAGUCAGAGUGCAGAGCUGGAUGCCCUGCGUGCCCAGGUUGCUCGCCUGCAGGCAGAGAAGAACGACCUGGUGGCCAUGAACUCUGAGCUCCAGCUGAAGGCAGAGCAGGACUCUCAGGACUCCUUCAUCGAGAUCAUCACGGUCUCGGAUGGAGGUGUCGAUAGUGUGAAUGAUGUGUGCAGUACAGAGCACAGCAAGCGUCUGGACCAGAGCAUGACUGCGUCCCGACUGGACAGCAAGGACGCGACGGUGAGCCAGUUGCUCCAGUCGCUGAGGGACGAGACUCAGCGGGCCGAUCGGCUGCAGGCAGAUCUGCUGGCUUCUGUUGCCAGAAAUAGGGAGCUGGAGGAGAGGAAGAGUAAUGUAGAUGAGUCAACACAAACAACCCAGCCAGAGACUACAAAAGAAGAGGAUUCUGGGAAGGAGGAGAAGGUAACAUCUGAGGUGGAGAAUCUCAAGUCUCAGAUGAUGACACUCUUCAAAGAGCUGCAGCAGGCCCAGAGCAAGCUGGAUGAAGCAGAAGGCAUGAAGAAGAACCUGCAGGACAGAUGCCGAGAGAUGGAGCAGGACGUGGCGACGCUGAAGGCUCAGCUGUUGGAGAAACAGGCCGUUCAGUCGGAGAACGACCGGCUGAAGCUGCAGCUGGACAGCAUGCAGGCCCACAGCCUAAUAGAGCAGAAGAAGGCUGGGGAGGAGAGAAACAACCUGGCUCAGCUGAAGGAUGCCUACACCAAACUGUUUGAAGACUACAAUGAGCUCAAAGAGGAGAAGAAGAAGAGCGAGUCUCAGCUGGUGCAGAAGGAGGUGGCGGAUGAGCUGCAGGUCCGGCUGACCGCUGCCGAAGAGGCCCUGGCUGCAAAACAGAUCAGGAUUGAUGAAAUGAAGCAGGAGAUCUUCCAGAAGGAGAAGGACCUGGAGACCAUAUCUGUGUUCCAGGCUCAGGCGGAGGUCUACUCCUCAGACUUCUAUGCUGAGCGGGCAGCGAGGGAGAAACUCCAUGAAGAGAAGGAGCGUCUGGCUGUCCAGCUGGAGUUUUUAAAGAAGCAGAACUCCCAGCUGCAGGAGGAGAUGGAUUCACUGGGCCGGCAGUCACUGAACGAGAUGCAGAGAAGACACGUGUCCCUGGGAGGAAGUGCACAUGGAGCGGGUGCAGCUCUAGUUGGAAGAGGUACUGACUGGCAGCAUCAGGGACACAUUCCUGAACACGCCUGUCCCAAGUGCGGCACAGUUCUGCCAGACCUGGACUCCCUGCAGAUCCACAUCAUGGACUGCAUCAUCUAGACCUCCACCAUUAUAAGCAUCUACAAUGACAGCAGCAACAAUCGCACCUUAAUCUGAGUCUUCCUCUGCUUUGACCCGUACCUCUUCUCUGAUCCCCUACAUUAGUAAUAUUCACUAUAGGAUGGGAACACUUUGCUGCUUCUGUCACAAUUUAAGUGGGUGGAUUUCAGAGCUGCAUCAAUGGUGACUGCACAGGAUAUGUCAUGGAAACAUGGAAAUGAGAGCAAAAAGAAUGUGUCAUCUCGAGCCUGUAACAUAUUUAUUAUAAAUAUAAUAUAUAAUUACUCAAAAACAUUUGGAAUAGUAUAGAAAUAAUAUAGGACAAAUCCUCUUGUACGUUUUGGGUAAAUGGCGUCUGGCACAUUGUCUGUUUGUUGCUGUGAUGAAUGAAAACAAGAUGAAGAUUAAAUUCCUCAAGGCAAAACAACUUCAAAACUGCAUGAGCCCUUUGACAAGAUUUCAGUUUGGUGCUGUCUGCCUGUCACGCACACGUUAAAUAAUCAACCAAAGUUGAGACUUUACCAGUUGUAUUUAUAUUUACCAAUGUGGUUGCUGAGGGUGUUUUUAAAAGUUUUUUUGAAGGUUUCUUCAUCAAAUUAAAAUGAAUUUCUUUAUAGAUUUUUUUGCUUGGAAAGGAUAUUUUAGCUAAUUAUUAGGUUUUUGGGGUUGGUGUAAAAAGGAGCAUUCACCAUGCAGGCACUUUAAAAUGAAGAUAUAUAUUUUGACUCUGCAGAUGAUAUCUAGUAAUUAUAACUCACGAUAUUUAACUUGUUAAUCAACAUAUAACUGUAAGCAGCAGCCUUUGUAUGUUGUAUGUAUGUGCAGGAGGCUCCACCAUCCUGCUGAAUUUUCCUUCAAACGCUGAUAUUAAAAAAAAUGUAGAUAUAAAAAAGAG
Toxotes jaculatrix (banded archerfish) is the source of this 2663-nucleotide messenger RNA. RefSeq names its product optineurin (gene optn). The record is from RefSeq and is a predicted model, not a curated record. Gene Ontology annotation, molecular function: K63-linked polyubiquitin modification-dependent protein binding. The transcript is spliced from 13 exons. NCBI's taxonomy places the organism in Eukaryota, Metazoa, Chordata, Actinopteri, Toxotidae. Gene Ontology annotation, biological process: Golgi ribbon formation; regulation of canonical NF-kappaB signal transduction; protein localization to Golgi apparatus. Bases 146 to 1768 code for a protein of 540 amino acids. Gene Ontology annotation, cellular component: cytoplasm; Golgi apparatus; nucleus.